Molecule: messenger RNA, 1305 nt
Organism: Aspergillus luchuensis
Lineage: Eukaryota; Fungi; Ascomycota; Eurotiomycetes; Eurotiales; Aspergillaceae
Exons: 3
Coding region: 1-1305 (434 amino acids)
Biological process (GO): transmembrane transport
Cellular component (GO): fungal-type vacuole membrane
Molecular function (GO): transmembrane transporter activity
Source: RefSeq, a predicted model, not a curated record
AUGGAAAAAGGCCCGGAUGACGAAGAUCGUGGCCGCGGACCAAAAAUUCUCGGGCCCCAGCCGGUUGACUCCCCUUUGUCCGAUGCAUCCCCAGCCCCUCGGGCAUAUACCUAUCCGGAAGGAGGACGCAGAGCUUGGUUAGCAGUUGCGGGUGCCUGGUGUUGCAACUUUUGUUCCUUUGGCUGGACUAGCAGCAUUGGCGUUUUCCAAGCCUAUUAUUCAGAGCACCAGCUCUCCUCAUAUUCAUCCUCUGCGGUGUCCUGGAUUCCUUCAGCGAAUCUUUUUAUGCUGAUUGUCCUCGCUCCUGUGUUCGGAAAAAUAUUUGACAACUAUGGGCCCCGUUACGCUGUGAUAUUAGGCGCCUGCGCUCACAUUCUGGGUCUGGUGUUUCUAAGCCUGAGCACGGAAUAUUACCAAAUGUUCCUCUCACAGGGUAUUCUAUCCGGAAUUGGUGCCUGCUCGCUAUUUUAUUCUGGAAUGAACGCCGUCAGUACCUACUUCAAACGAAGGAAGGCUCUCGCUAUUGGUAUUGUGGCUAGCGGCUCAUCGCUGGGCGGCGUUAUCCUACCAAUCAUGUUCGACUACCUAAUAGCCGACGGACUGAGCUUCGGUUGGACAAUUCGUGCUAUCGCAUUGAUGUUCCUUAUCCUCCUCUUGUUCGCUAGCAUCGCCACAACCUCGAAUCUCAAGCACCAGCCGACGCCAGUGUCUUUGCGGUCCUUCGUGCGCCCGUUUAGGGAGGUCAAAUUCGUCCUGUUGGCAUUAGCUGCCUACUUUACUUUCUGGGGUGUAUUCAUUCCCAUCAACUACAUCGUCGUCUAUGCAGAGAGUCUGGGAAUGUCGCUGGUCUUCUCGAAUUAUCAGCUUAUCGCACUCAAUUCCGCGAGUGUUCUAGCCCGUGUCGGGUGUGGAUUCAUCGGAGACCGAUACGGCUGCUUCAACACGAUCAUCGUCAAUGUCGCAAUUGUCAUUGUUUCAAUAUUCGUGCUUUGGUUUAUCGAUACCCCUGGAACGACUAUGGCAUUUAGUAUUGUAUUUGGAUGGGGUUCUGGUUCAUUCAUUUCUCUACUCCCUGCCUGUAUUGCGAAGAUCUCAGACAUCCGGGAAAUCGGUGUCCGAGUGGGCAUGAUCUACUUCGUCUCGGCCUUUGCCUGUCUAACAGGAAACCCGAUUGGUGGGGCUUUGAUCCAAGGAACCAACUAUCGCUGGAUGCAGGUCUUUGCAGCACUUGUGAUCUUUGUGGGAAUUGCGUUCUUUGUUGCUUUACGAAUGGCACAAAGUCGGUCGUUGAUGAAGGUUGUGUGA